Molecule: messenger RNA, 538 nt
Organism: Olea europaea var. sylvestris
Lineage: Eukaryota; Viridiplantae; Streptophyta; Magnoliopsida; Lamiales; Oleaceae
Product: protein FREE1-like
Exons: 3
Coding region: 4-285 (93 amino acids)
Biological process (GO): multivesicular body assembly; intralumenal vesicle formation
Cellular component (GO): late endosome membrane; ESCRT I complex
Molecular function (GO): metal ion binding; ubiquitin binding
Source: RefSeq, a predicted model, not a curated record
UGUAUGAUAAUGAAAAUGGCCCCCUUUUUUCAGCAUCACUGCAGGAAUUGUGGAGAUAUUUUUUGUGACAAGUGCACCCAAGGCAGGACUGCUCUUACAGCUGAUGACAAUGCUCCAGUUGUUCGAGUUUGUGACAGAUGCUUGGCUGAAGUUUCUCGUAGGUUGAGCACUGCUAAAGAUUCUUCUGUCAGCGGAUCAACUGGAUUGCCAAGUCAUGAGGAUCUUGCAAAAAAGCUUCAGGAGGAGAUGGAAAGAAACCGCAAGGCGUCAUCGGGUAAAUUUUAGUGCUGAACUGCGUAAUCUUGUUCCAGUUUGUGGCAUUUACGUAUUUGUAGUGCAUAUGUUUGUGCUUUCGUUUCUAGAAAAAUUGUUUCUAGAAAAAUUGUUCGGCAUUUUUUUUUUCUUUUUUGUCUUUUAAGGGACUUGGCUAUUUCCAAAUAAAAUCCAGUUUGUGCUUGUCUAGGGGUGUUUCUCUUUGAGCAGUUGAUCUCAUUUGUACUUGGUUUCUCCUCUCUUGGUUUGUUUUUUUGUUUUUUGU